GCUCCAUACGGUCUUUCUGUGGUGCUGUCACAUGUUGUCCCUUUACAAGACAAGCUAGAAGUAGUUUGCUCGCUUUGUAACCUGUACUCUCCUUUCUCUCGACUAAUCUACGCUUAAUUGCUUCACUUUAGAUACACAAAAUGUCUGAGGCUUUUCAAAAGGCAGCCACGGAAGUCAAGAAUUUGAAGGAGAAACCAGAUGAUACCGAAAUGCUUGAAGUUUACGCACUUUACAAGCAGGCUACAGUCGGCGAUAUUAAUACCGCCCGACCUGGCAUGCUAGACUUCACUGGGAAGGCCAAAUGGGAUGCCUGGGAAAAAAAGAAAGGUAAAUCUAAAGAGGAAUGUGAAGCUGCAUACAUAGCAAAAGUGGAAGAGCUUAAGGAAAAAUAUGAAAUGAAUUAAAACCAUUUUAUCUUUUUA
This is a messenger RNA of Nematostella vectensis (starlet sea anemone), 422 nucleotides long. Its product is annotated as acyl-CoA-binding protein. Gene Ontology annotation, molecular function: fatty-acyl-CoA binding. Gene Ontology annotation, biological process: fatty acid metabolic process. The record is from RefSeq and is a predicted model, not a curated record. The transcript has 4 exons. The coding region runs from base 141 to 404 and encodes 87 amino acids. Lineage: Eukaryota; Metazoa; Cnidaria; Anthozoa; Actiniaria; Edwardsiidae.